Messenger RNA from Pungitius pungitius (ninespine stickleback), 2541 nucleotides. RefSeq names its product kelch-like protein 33. The coding region runs from base 1 to 2541 and encodes 846 amino acids. The transcript has 4 exons. Lineage: Eukaryota; Metazoa; Chordata; Actinopteri; Perciformes; Gasterosteidae. Gene Ontology annotation, molecular function: protein binding. The record is from RefSeq and is a predicted model, not a curated record.
AUGGCUGUAGAAGCUAAUCGAGGCCUCCAGGGCUUGGAUGAGUGGAGAAGACAGAGGCAGACGGUGAGGGGGGGUCUGUGGGUCAAAGUCGAGGAGGAGGUUGAGGAGGAAGAAGUGUGGCAAGGCGAAGAGGAAGAAGGUGAAGCAGGCGAGGAGGCGAAGGAAGGGGAGGAGAGCGGAGGGCGGGAGAAGGAAGCGGAGCAGCAAGAAAGAGAGGACUAUUUUGAGAGGGUGAUAAAGAAAGCGGAGAAGUUUAAGGAUGAGGGAAAAGCAGUCGCGGAAUCUCGGACGACUCGAGGAGAAGCGCAUAAAGUCGAUCACGCUGACCUUCAGGGGGAAGAGGAGGCGGAACACGCGACGGACAACGACGAAGAUGCGGUAAAGAUUUACUGCAAAGACGAUUAUCCUGCGCACGUAUUCCGCAACUUGACUGAGUUCAGGGACUCCUCUGUUCUCACCGACCUCACUCUGACCACGAAGGAGGGGGAGAGUUUCCACGUACACUCCCCGGUCCUGGCUGCUGUCAGUCUACGUAUCCGAGAAAGACUUGGAGAUGACGAGAGGGUCAAUGAGAGAAAAGAUGCAAGCGUUGGAGUCCACAAGUGGUCCGUGUCUCUGGGUGCAGAGGUGGAUGCGGUUGGAUUGAAGGCAGUUGUGGACUUCGCCUACACUGGACUCGUACCGUGUUUGAACAAGAACACGUGCCACCAGAUUGAGGCUGCGGCUCGAACACUGGGCGCCCCCAGGGUGCUGGGUCUCUGCAAAGAAGAAGAGAAGUCCUCAAAAACUGGUGGGCAGGGGAAAGAGGACAAGAUCUCAGCUGCAGAACAAAUGGAGGUCAGUCUUCGGUCCAUCAGACAGCUGAGGGCUGAUAGAGUGGGCUGUGAUGUCGUCCUGGAAGCUGUCAGAGGAUCGCUCCAUGUCCACAGGGUCAUGCUGGCUGUGUGCAGCGACUACUUCCGCGGCAUGUUCACGUCGGGGAUGAAGGAGUCCCGCCAGCCUCGUGUGACCCUCCGCUUCCUUUUGGCAUCGGAGCUGGAGGCUCUGAUUGACUGCUCCUACAGCGGCGUCCUCCCCAUCAGCUGGAGUCGUGUCUUUGAGCUCACUAUCGUCGCUCUCCAGCUCCAGCACCAGCCUGCCCUCUCCUUGUCCCUUAAGUUUCUGCAUCAAGAAAUGAAUGCUCUCUCCUGCCUGGACGUGGCAUCUUUCGCCGAGGCCUACGGGAUGGUGCAGCUCCUUGAAGUAGCGGACGCUUUUGCCAUGCGGCAAUUCCAAAAGGUGGCCAGUGUCUCAAAGUUCACGGACCUGCCCGCCAAAAAGCUCCUAAAGUUCUUGAAUAGCCGCUUGCUCUGUGUCUCAUCCGAACUCGAUGUGUUCAAAGCAGUGGCGGCAUGGAUCCUGGCGAAUCCCAGAAAAAGGCGACAGGUUGCUAAAGAACUAAUGAAAACCAUCCACUUUCCCUUGAUGACCUUCAAGGAGUUCAAAGAAGUCCAAUCGAUGGACAUGUGGUCGGAUCACAGCCUUUCAAAGCUCUACAAUGCAGUGUUUAAGGAUUUCUGCUCCAGUGAGAGUCAGUGCCGGAUUUAUCUCCCGAAAGACAGUCUGGUCUUGGUUGGAGGUGACCACAUCUCUGAAGACCUGGGUACCCGCAGCAUCAGCAGAGAUCUCUGGUUUGUGAAUUCCUUGAGGAACCAUGUCGGGAUAAAAAAGGCCAUGGAGUGGAGAAAGUUGGGUGAGAUGCCAGAGCCGGAGAGGUUCUACCAUGAGGUGGCUGUCCUCAGAGGACAACUGUAUGUGUUUGGAGGCAAGAAGUACUACGGCAUCCGCGACACCCUGAGUAAUGUUUACAGGUUUGACCCCCUUGAAAACACCUGGGAGAGACUGGCUGACAUGCAGGAAAAGAGAUGCUCUUUCUCUGUGGCAGUGCUGGAGGGAAACAUUUACGCCAUCGGCGGACACCGGGACUCUGAGUACACAGAGAGUGUGGAACGAUACUGCCCCACUGGAAACUCCUGGAGCUUCAGGUGGCCCUUGGAUCUGCCUCUGGCUGGCCAUGUAGCAAAAGUCCUUCACGGGCGGAUAUUUGUCUCGGGUGGGCUGAGCAUGGACAACCAAUGCCUCUCGUCCAUGUUCAUAUACCACCCAGACGCGGGAAGCACCUAUUUGUCCAACAUGGCCCAGCCCCGAGCUCGUCACUGCAUGGAGACGCUGGGCCAACGUCUCUACGUAGCCGGUGGGAUGACCGUGGACGACAGCAUGUGCAUCGCCGACCUCCUCGCUUGCGAGGUGUACGACCCGGUGGGCGACUCCUGGACCGCCUUCACGUCUCUGCCAGUGCCGCAUGUGGGAGCCGGGGGUGCGGUCUUGGAGGGGAAGUUUUACGUGCUGGGGGGAUACAGCCAGGUGGACUACAGGGACACCGUGAUGGUCCAUCGCUAUGAUCCAGGCCCACAGAGGUGGGAGAACAUGGGUCAGAUGCCCGGGCCCAACAACGACAUACGAGCAUCUGUGCUGUGUUUGCCCCCCGACGUUCGCUUGUAA